Molecule: messenger RNA, 1672 nt
Organism: Glycine soja
Lineage: Eukaryota; Viridiplantae; Streptophyta; Magnoliopsida; Fabales; Fabaceae
Product: U-box domain-containing protein 25-like
Exons: 1
Coding region: 334-1494 (386 amino acids)
Biological process (GO): protein ubiquitination
Molecular function (GO): ubiquitin protein ligase activity
Source: RefSeq, a predicted model, not a curated record
UGGCCAAGAAUUACAGACCUACAGAAACUUCCCUUCCUGCCAAUGACUGAGUGAGUCUUCAACUUUCUGACUUUUCUUUCUUUCUUUAUCCAUCACUUCCACAGAUGCAAUAUUUUAUGGUCAUCAUCUCUUUUAUAAUUGAGCCACCACCACCACUUCCAUGCUUCUUCUUGCAUCUGCCUCUUUCUCAUCCUUCUUCUCUCUCUCAAGGCUUUAGAAGCUAAAAGAGGAAACAAAAAGUGUGGCACUUUGAUUUCUUCUUUAAAAAAUGCAUGUCUCCCAUUCUAAAGCCUCACAAUAUUUACUUCUUUUUGUUCUUGGGAAUCUUCAGUUAUGAACGAAUCUCAAAACGCCAUUCCCCAUUUAUUUAGAUGCCCCAUCAGUUUAGACUUGUUGGAAGAUCCUGUGACUUUAUGCACUGGCCAAACCUAUGACAGAUCAAACAUAGAAAAAUGGCUUGCUCUGGGUAACCUCACGUGUCCUGUCACAAUGCAAAAGCUUCAUGAUCCAUCCACUGUUCCCAACCACACUCUUCGCCACUUGAUCGAUCAAUGGCUUCAACUGUGUCACCAAUUCGACCCUGCUAACCCUGAAGCUUCAACUAUUGACUCCUUAGCUUCUCUGAAAAGCAACAUUGAAUCCCAUGAAAGCAGCUUAGAAAACAAGUUCCAAGCACUUGGGAAAAUCAGUCUCUUAUCUGACGAGUAUUGUUCCUUUAACAAAUCAUGCUUCUUCCAAUUGGAUUUCCUACCACAGCUUUUGGAACUAGUUUUUGGAACUCAAGUGUCACCAGAAAUUGACAUGAACUUCAUAGAGCUAGCACUUUGUUGCAUUAAAAAAUUGCUGCCACUUGGUAGUUUGGAGCCUCUAAAUAUGAUCAAAGAUGGGUCUAAAUUAACCACGUUUGUGCUACUAUUUGAAAAGGGUACUAACUCGGUUAAGACUAGCUUGUGCCGUGUUAUAGAGUCAUCAUCAUCAUCCUCUGAGACAGAAGAUUUAUGUUCUACUCUUGGAAACUCUCACAAACUGGUGCACGAGAUUGUUCAAGUUGUUAAUCAAAAUUACGAGGUUUCUGGGGAUGCAAUUAAAGCCAUGUCAGCACUAUGUUCGUUGCAAUCCAACAGAGAGAGUUUGGUGAGAGGAGGAGCAAUAGAAGAAAUUAUGAGAUACAUUACAUCAGAAAGAAGAAACAUGGCACCAGUGGCAAUGAGAAUAAUAGAGAAAGUUAUGUGGCUGAAAAGUGCUAAAGAGGCAUUGGUAAAACACCCUAAUGGUGUUCAAACUAUGGUGAAUAUGGUUUUCAGGGUAUCUGAUCAAGAAUGUAGUGAGAGUGCUGUUGAAGUGCUUUUAACUGUUUGUGGUGAAUUUGAGCGUGCAAGAGAAGAAGCCAUUGAGAGUGGAGUUUUGACUCGGUUGCUCUUGCUUCUGCAGAGUCAGUGUAGUAACACAACAAAAUCAAAGGCAAGAAUGCUGCUCAAAUUGCUAAGAUCCUAGCCAAAGCAGGGUUAGACUGUCAUUUAAUAUAUAAUUAAUACAAGUGUAUGAAACAAAAUAACAAUAAUACAAAGUGGAGUUUAAUGACUAUGUGGGUCUCAUAUUGUUGCUGUGUCACUGACAUAUUCUCCGUAUAGCUGUAAUCUUUGAAUAAUUGAAUAUCAUUACGAGUUUGAAA